This is a messenger RNA of Stegastes partitus (bicolor damselfish), 2136 nucleotides long. Its product is annotated as bromodomain-containing protein 3-like. Gene Ontology annotation, biological process: chromatin remodeling; regulation of DNA-templated transcription. The transcript is spliced from 12 exons. Bases 82 to 2133 code for a protein of 683 amino acids. Gene Ontology annotation, cellular component: nucleus; chromatin. Lineage: Eukaryota; Metazoa; Chordata; Actinopteri; Pomacentridae. The record is from RefSeq and is a predicted model, not a curated record.
CCUGCAGAGGGAGUUUGUUUUCUCACCUCCAGGCCGAACCCUGCCGUCCCACGGUGCAUUGCUGCGUCACCGCCGUCCACCAUGUCGGACGCCCCCGAGGCUGCGCCCCCCAGCCCCCCUGCCCUCACCAAUCCGGCCCCCCCGGAGGUCACCAACCCCACCAAACCGGGCAGAAAGACCAACCAGCUGCAGUACAUGCAGAACGUGGUGGUGAAGACUCUGUGGAAGCAUCAGUUCGCUUGGCCCUUCUACCAGCCGGUCGACGCCAUCAAGCUGUGUCUGUCGGACUACCACAAGGUGAUCAAGAACCCCAUGGACAUGGGAACCAUCAAGAAACGCCUGGAGAACAACUACUACUGGAGCGCCAGUGAAGCCAUGCAGGACUUCAACACCAUGUUCACCAACUGUUACAUUUACAACAAGCCCACAGAUGACAUCGUCCUCAUGGCUCAGGCUUUAGAGAAGAUUUUCCUGCAGAAAGUUGCUCAGAUGCCUCAAGAAGAAGUUGCUCUGCUGCCUCCAGCUCCUAAAGGCAAGAACAAGAGCAAGCAGCCAGCUGCUACCACAGGUAAUACUACAGGUAAUACUAUAGGGAGUGCUGCAGGUACCUCCUCCUACCCCUCCCCGUCCCCCUCCCAGACACCUGUCAUCUCGACCACGCCCACACCUGUCCAGGCCACGCCACCAGUCUCUGCCCCGCAGCCCCCGGCAACCAUGAUGCCGUCUGCACAGCCUGUCGUCAAGAAGAAAGGUGUGAAGAGGAAAGCCGACACCACCACUCCGACCACGUCGGCCAUCUCUGCUGGUCGCGCCGACUCUCCGUCCGCUCAGGACACCAAACCGGGCAAACUCGGCUCGUCCCGCCGUGAAGCCGCUGCCCGCCCGGCGAAGACCCGGCGGGAGACGGGUGAGGAGGUGGCAGGGGGCGAGGUGGGUGGCGGCGGCGGCGGUGGCGGAGCGGGCGGGAGGAAAGGCGGGAAGCUGGGCGAGCAGAUGAAGCACUGCGACGCCAUCCUGAAGGAGAUGCUGUCAAAGAAGCACGCCGCAUACGCCUGGCCCUUCUACAAGCCGGUGGACGCCGAGGCGCUGGAGCUGCACGACUACCACGACAUCAUCAAACACCCCAUGGACCUCAGCACCGUCCGGAAAAAGAUGGACAAAGGCGAGUACAGCGACCCUCAGAGCUUCGCCACCGACGUCAGGUUAAUGUUCUCCAACUGCUACAAGUACAACCCUCCGGACCACGAGGUGGUGGCCAUGGCCCGCAAGCUGCAGGACGUGUUUGAGAUGCGGUUCGCUAAGAUCCCCGAUGAGGGCCUGGAGGCGUCGGUCCCUUCCACCACCCCAUUGGUCAGUAAAAGCACCGCCUCCUCUGACAGCAGCAACAACUCCUCCUCCGACGAAUCGUCCGACUCCGAGGAGGAGCGAGCCACGCGAUUGGCUGAGCUUCAGGAGCAGGUUGGUGCUGCCGACCAAUCACAGUUGAAGGCGNUGCACGAGCAGCUGGCUGUCCUGUCCCAGGCUCCGGUCAGCAAGCCAAAGAAGAAGAAAGAGAAGAAAGACAAGGAGAAGAAGAAGGAUAAGGACAAAGAUAAAGGGAACAAGGGCAAGAUGGAGGAGGAGAAGAAGCCGAAGGCCGCCGCCCAGCAGCCCAAACCGGCCAAUCAGAAGAAAGCGCCAGCCAGAAAAGCCAACAGCACGGUGACAGCCACCAGGCAACCGAAGAAAGGCAGCAAGACGUCGGGCAGUGGCUCCGCCAACGGAGACGACGGCGAGGAGUCGUCCCUGCCAAUGUCGUACGACGAGAAGCGGCAGCUGAGUCUGGACAUCAACCGGCUGCCGGGCGAGAAGCUGGGCCGGGUCGUCCACAUCAUCCAGUCCAGAGAGCCGUCGCUGAGGGACUCGAACCCCGACGAGAUCGAGAUCGACUUUGAGACGCUCAAACCCUCCACACUCCGAGAGCUGGAGCGCUACGUCAAGUCCUGCCUGCAGAAGAAGCAGAGGAAGCUGCUGCAGAAGGCGGCGGGAGGCGGGGCCUCGGGAGGCGGGGCUAGUCGUUUGAGUGGCAGCUCCUCUUCCUCCUCUGAUGACAGCUCCUCAACAGGAACCUCCUCUUCCUCCGACACAGACUGAACA